Messenger RNA from Penaeus monodon (black tiger shrimp), 643 nucleotides. Its product is annotated as cuticle protein AMP4-like. The record is from RefSeq and is a predicted model, not a curated record. Lineage: Eukaryota; Metazoa; Arthropoda; Malacostraca; Decapoda; Penaeidae.
AGAAGGAUGCUACGCUCUUGAGUGAGACUAGCGAGAACCAGGGAGACGGCAACUUCGCCUACUCCUACUCUAUUGACAAUGGAAUCAGUGUGGACGCUGUUGGAGCCCCAGGCGACGCAGGACAGAGCAACAUCAGAGGCAGCUACACCGUUCCCCUCGCCGACGGUGGUUUCGCUGUCAUCAGAUACAUUGCUAAUGAGGAUGGCUUCCAACCCGAGUCCGAAAUUCUCCGCUAAACUCACACCCGCCCAGUCUACACAUCAUACAGACACAUAAAUGCCCAUUGUCAACUGUUGAAUCCCGCCCGAUGCUUAUCCUCUCUGUCCAUCGUCUCAUUCUUACCUCUCUGUUCCUUCUACACUGUCCCCUAUACUAUCUACAUUUACACUGUUGGUACUAAGUUUCUUUGCCCGGUCUUGCAUGUACUUGUCCUCGGUCCCUUUUCCCUGGGUUUCUGGCGUCCCCGCUGGCACGGCGAUGAACAGGAUAUCCCUGCUGGUGACACAACCAGAGAUGAUCACGGUCUCCUACGCCUUUACUCUACAUCAUCUAAAGCACACACAUAAACAGCUGUCAUCGGUGGCCGGAGUUAGUGUUGUUUCACCGGUGAUGACUGGAAAAAAAAAGUUUGGUAUUAAAAAAU